Messenger RNA from Exophiala dermatitidis NIH/UT8656, 765 nucleotides. RefSeq lists its product as uncharacterized. Lineage: Eukaryota; Fungi; Ascomycota; Eurotiomycetes; Chaetothyriales; Herpotrichiellaceae. The transcript has a single exon. Bases 1 to 765 code for a protein of 254 amino acids. The record is from RefSeq and is a predicted model, not a curated record.
AUGAGCGCUCAACCCGCCGCCGCUGCUCCGACUUCUGCUCCUGCUCCAUCAUCAACCUCAACCUCAACCUCUUCUACCAAACCUCCCGUAACACUAGACCCAACCACCCAUCUUGAUCCAGGCGCGUACGUCCGCGGCACACACGGGGUCACCAUUGGCGAACACACUCUCAUCCACCCUUGUGUCCAGCUAGUGGCUGUCCGUGGGCCACUGUCCAUCAGCGACAGAUGCAUCAUUGCCGAAAAGUCCAUCAUCGGUGGUCCAAUUGUACAAACGUCGACGACAUCAACCACAUCAGCAGCAACUCACAGUGGUACUACUCAUAAACCCGAGACAACCACUGCUACUGUCGCCAGUUCAGGCAACGAAGAAUCCGACCCAGUCAAAACAACUAUCGCCUCUAACGUCUACAUACACGCCAACGCGAACAUUCAUGCUGGGGCGACCAUUCAAGAAGCCGCCGUUGUCGAGCCCCAUGUGACUGUCCUCUCAGGGGUCACUGUUGGGGCCCAUUCGAAAAUAUGUGCCGGCGUCACUGUGGAUCGCGACGUGGAGGAAUGGACUGUGGUGUAUGGCGAUGGCUCUAUUCAACGGCGGCGACGGAAGGUCACGCAAAAUCAACAGCAGCAGCAACAGGAAGGCGAGGCGGUCGACACAGAUGUCGUGGAAACGAUGAGGCUCAAAGCUAUGGAUAAGGAGAGGGAGGGAACAGUGGCGAUCCUGAGGAUGGCGGCCAGAGCGGCAACUCUGGCCAAGAAGAAAUGA